Agrilus planipennis (emerald ash borer) is the source of this 4767-nucleotide messenger RNA. RefSeq names its product mucin-19-like. Bases 167 to 4387 code for a protein of 1406 amino acids. The record is from RefSeq and is a predicted model, not a curated record. NCBI's taxonomy places the organism in Eukaryota, Metazoa, Arthropoda, Insecta, Coleoptera, Buprestidae. The transcript is spliced from 7 exons.
UUUUUGAGGUUUACGAUAUUUGCAUUUAAAUUGGGGCAAUCACUACUAACCGCGGUAGUGCGAUCUGAGUAGGGGUACAAACUAUGUCAGGGGUCAUCUCUGUAAUGCAGAUCCGAGACGAACGAUUUUAACAAACUGUUUGUAAACAUAUUAUUAGACGUCUCAAAUGGCUCGAGGGUCUCUAAUUUUCAAAAUAACUGUGAUAUUUAGUUUUCUAGUGACAAAGUGCUACAACUUAAAACAUGAAGAAGUUGCAUCAAACUCAGUGAACGGCAAUGCUCAUAUUAGCGCAUCUUGUUUUCAAAUUUCAGGACCUAAAAUGGUCGCAAUUAUCAACCCAACUCAUUUUAAAUGCUACCUAAUAGAAAAAAAUAGAUUUUCACCAACUCAAUUGUCACAUAUUACAUCCGCAAGUCAAAAAUUACACAAAAAGAAACUCUUCAAAAAAUCAAAAACGAAGUUAACAACGGAUGAGUUGAAGUCUCUAGCGGGUCAUAAGAUAUUCAAAUCCUGUAAAUCGUAUGAUUCUUAUCUACUACAAGUUGUGCCAAAAUUUGUGGAUCACUCGUUCAAACAAAGAACUAGAUACAGGCGUUCCAAUUCAAAUUACUUCGGAAGAGUUCGAGGACAAACGCAAUCUCAAUAUUUAAGUUUUGGAAACGAAAAUACACCCGGAAAAGCAGAGGCAGAAGCCACACAUGGGACUUCAAAAGCAGUAGUUUCUGGAAGUAAUGGUAUAGGGUCUGCACAAAGUCAAACUAAUUCAGGAGAUUGCGGGGAUUGCCUGUACGGAAAGGAUUCAUCUGUUCAGUCUCUUUAUUACGGAAGAGGGCCAGAUAGAGGAACGGGUGGUAGUCCCUAUGGUCCAACAUACACUGGUGCUGAAAUUCCACAGAGCCAAAGACAAAGGCCCGGUACAACGGAUUUACAAACAGUAUCAGGGACAUUUCCUUCUGGUUCUCGUCCUUCAGCACAAGAUCAAACAUUUGGUCAACCGCAAGCACCAUAUCCAACUGGACAUCCUUCUCCAGGACAGCAAACUGGACAAUCUUAUCCUUCACAACAAAUACCGUAUCCAUCUGGAUACCCUACACAAGGACAAAUUGGUGUGCCGCACCCAAAUCAACAACAAAUUGCUGGUCUUCCACAAGGAUCUGUUCCACCAGAAUUGCCAUCACGAAGUCAGAUUCCUGGUAUGCUGCAGGCGCCUGUUCCGACAGGGCUAUCAUCACAAGGACAAGUUCCUGGCCAAUCACAGGUACCAUACCAAGCCAAGGUACCUACUGGAGGUCAAAUUGCAGGACAAUAUCCAGGUCAAACUCAAGUAGCACUUCCUGAGUCUGGAUCACCUCAAGACCAAUUUUCCAGUCAACCGCAAUCACAAUAUCAACCAGGUCAGUCAACUGGACAAUAUCCUAGUCAAGCGUCUAUACCCUAUCAACCAGGAAGAACCGUAACUUAUGAACCCAGCCGUAUAGAAAGACCUCGUGAAGGGUCUUCUGGCCAGAGACUUCCGUCUGAUAAUUAUCCUUAUUCAGCAACAGGCCAAAGAUACGAUGUUCCUCCUCAAAUACCCGGACAAUAUACACCUUUGACACAAGAUAUUGCCCAACAAUACGGACCUCAGCGAGCCCAUGUGCCCGUACAACAACAAGUAUCCACUACAGGGGAUACUGGUAAUGGAAGAGGUGCAUGGCAAGGACAAUCAGGUCAAUUUGGUGGACAAAUUUCUGGAACAUACCACCCCGGUCAGGCAUCGGGACAAUUCAGUGGAGUUUUCAGUGGAAAAUAUUCUCACGAUCAGUACGGUUAUUCACCUCCAAAUGUUUAUGGAAGCACAAUAGGCGGCUAUCCUGGUGUACAUACCUACACGCCAGGUAACUCAGGAGCUCAAGCUGGUGGACAAACUGAGCAAGGGCAAAUACCAUCAAAUAUUAGAGUAUCAGGAAAUUCACCAAGCCAGCAAGGGCCUUUUUCUGGACAAACAGGGAUUCUAUACCAACAAUUAGGAACUCCGGCAAAUCAAUUAAGUCAGAUCAGCCCUACUGGACAAGGAAACGUUCCAUCGGGUGCGUCCGGAAUCCCAGCAGGACAGGGAGGAUAUCCUACACAGCAAUCAGGACAAACUAGCGUCCCUUCAGGGCAAAUAGGACAAACUGGAACCACUGCAGGACAAGUAGGUUAUCCUACCGGAACCCAAACCGGUUUUCUUCCAGCUGUAUCUGCCGGCUAUCCCGGAAGUCAGACGGGGUAUCCUACAGGAAGUUUACCAGGUUAUUCCACACAACAAGCAGUUGUUCCAACAGGAGGACAAAUUUCCUACCCCCAGGGUGGUCUAUCUGGUUUUUCUACAGGCGGACAAUCAGGCUAUCCUUCAAGAGAACAAUCAAGCCUCCCUCCAGGAGGACAAACAGGCUAUCCUACAGGAGGACAAAUAAACUACCCUACAGGUGCACAAACAGGUUACCCUACAGGAGAAACCAUUGGACAAGUAAGCUACCCUACAGGAGCUACAGGACAAGUAAGUUACCCUACAGGAGCUACAGGGCAAGUAGGUUAUCCUACAGGAGGGACAAAUGGGCAAAUAGGCUAUCCAGGUCAAAUAAUUGGUUCAUCGGGACAGAUCGGAUAUCCUUCAGCAGGACAGACAGGUCAGAUAACUGGAACAGGACAAGGUUGGCAAGGGAGUAGUUACCCUCAAGGAACAGCAGGGCUACCUUCACAUGCAGGACAGCAACUUACAGGUGGUACAGGAGUAAGUCAAUUUGGGCAAGUACCUUCAGAAUUAACUGCACCACAAGAUAAAGACGAAAAGGACGCUGAUUCACAAGCUCAGGCUGAGGUUCAACACGCAAAUGAAACAACAGAAGCAAAAGCUCAAGCACAAGGAUUUUACGCUGGCGGUACAGCACAGUCACAAGUUUCAGGAAGUUAUAGUGGAUCAGGAUCUUUUAAUGCUUUAGCAGGAACAAUCGACGGAAAAAGAGGUGCGCAAACACAAGUGGCUGGAGGAAAAGAAGGCGCAACAAGUAAUGCUCAGGGAACGGGUGGAGCUGGCUUAUCACAAGCUCAGGUACAACUUGCUUCAGAAACGGGAGAUACAACUUCAAAUGCUCAAAGCAGCGGCUUGUACCAUGGUACCAACACACAAGUACAAGCAGGUUCAAAAGGCGGUCUCGCUGAUGCACAAGCUACAGGCCCAGGAAGUACUUCCUCUCAAGCUCAAAUAGGAUUCACCCCCCAUAACGAAGAACACGAUAACGAUACUCAGAAUACCCCGUUUAAGGGAGGGGGAACAGCGAGUGCGCAAAGUGGAAGUUACGCUGGUCAAACCCAAAGUCAACUUCAGGGGAAAUUUCGAUUUGGGGUAAGAUAUACGGGAGCUGCUCAAGCAGGAUCGGGAAGUAAAGAUACUGUUAAUUCUGCUAGGAAUCAAACCAGACCGCCAGGUCUGUCUGGUCUAUUUUCCCCGUUUAAACCUAUUACUUACUCGUCAGGAAAUUCUCCCAACGAUGGUAAAUCACAACAGCAGGAAGGAAAUACAUCAAAAAAUAAAUUUACAGCGAGUACGGCAAACGAAGAAAAAGUAAUGCAGAGAAGAAUCUCUAAAGUCCAUAAACAGUACGAGUCAUCACCAACUACCAGUACAACAUCAGCAACAAUCAGUGAAACAAUCGCAACUACUCUUAAUCCAUUGCUCGUUUAUAAUACUGUUAAAGCUGAUGACUACAAUGACGAAGAUUAUGAAGAUUACGAUGGCGAAGUGCAAGAUACUUCACAUUCUGGGGCAGUUAUAAGUCAAAACGGUAGAACACAAAGGCAAAACAUUAUUUUAGAUCCGCUCGAAGAUUUAGAUGCCAACGUUAUCCAAAGUAAAGGUGAUCCUGAUUUAGCGGAUGGAACUGUUCUGCAACCUGGUCAAGACAUACCAGGAAGCUACGGAUAUAGAAUACCUACAGGAUUUAGAGGAAGGGUCACAUCUGUAGCAAAUAAUUCAAAUGCUUUUGCUUUGGGACACAAUUCUCAAGCCCAGAGUGUAUCUUUAAAACCGGGAACGGGAAAAAUAGUUUACAGACCACCAACAUACGCAAUUGGUUUUAACACCCAACUUAGAAAUGGAGGAAGAUUGGGAAUUGGAAGCGGUUAUACAUAUCAGCCAGUUAGUUAUCAAUUAAAAAGCGCAGAUAGCCCUUCAAAAUUUGUUUCAGUGACCAAAUCUGAAAGUGGUUCUAAAGAUAUAAGGACAGGAGCAAAAAAGCCUUCAAUAUUUUACACACAAUCUUCAACAUGCGGAUUUUUUACUAAUACAUGUGUAAUUAAAGGUAAUAGAAAAAUUUGUAUUCCCAAACCGAAAAUUAACCCAGAUGGAUCACUUGCUAUCUGUUAGCAUAUGGAGAUACAUAUUUUUAAGUAUUUUAUAAUCUAAUACAAUACGCGUGCCUAUUAAUAAAUCCAUUUAUGUACUUUUAUUUUUAAUUUUUGAAAAAAUCAAAUAAUCAAAUCAUAUUUAUGUACCUAUUUGCUGUAAUUCUAAAAAGUAGUUGAUUUUACAGUUUACAAUACAUUUAAAACUUUAUGAGCAUUAAAACUUAGCAAGUUAACGUACGAAGAUUAACGAAGUCUUAAAUAAAAUAGUAAUCAUGAAUAUUUAAGAAAUUAUCAACAAAAAUUAAUUAUAUGCUGAAAUUUUACUUGUAAACCAAAUUUUUUCCUCUUUGUAAUACAUGCAAGCAAUUCCUGUACAAAUGAAUGGGAAAUUCUUUUUUA